This is a messenger RNA of Epinephelus lanceolatus (giant grouper), 1344 nucleotides long. NCBI's taxonomy places the organism in Eukaryota, Metazoa, Chordata, Actinopteri, Perciformes, Serranidae. The record is from RefSeq and is a predicted model, not a curated record.
AUGAGAAUCCCCAAAGAGGAGAAACUCUUCAGCCACUCUCAGAGUACGAGGAGGAACUUUGUCGAUCAAAAGAGGAGAACGAGCGACAACGUAAACUACUGGACGCUGUUACCAACUCUCAACUUGGGUUACACAGAGCAGAGCUCCAGUGUGGACCAGGAGGACCCAGAGCCUCCACACAUUAAAGGGGAACAGGAGGAACUCUGGAUCAGUCAGGAGGGAGAGCAGCUUCAAGGGCUGGAGGAGGGUGAUAUCACCAAGUUCACAUCCACUCCUGUCCCUGUGAAGAGUGAAGAUGAUGAAGAGAAACCUCAGUCCUCACAGCUUCAUCAAAGACACACUGAACAGAUGGAAACAGAAGCAGAGGGAGAAGACUGUGUAGGAGCAGAACCAGCCAGGAACUCAGAUCCAGAUACACAUUUACAAUCUGAGACUGAUGACAAGACUGGAGAGUCCUCUGAACCUGAGACUGAUGACAGUGAUGAUUGGACGGAGACCAGAGAACCUCAGUCAGGUUUAAAAUGUCUGAAAAACUUCCCUGUUAGUGAUUUGAUUGUUUGUGAGAAACGAUUUAGCUGCUCCGAGUGUGGGAAAAGAUUUGGUCGCAGUGAACAUCUGAAGAUACACAUGAGAUCUCAUACAGGAGAGAAACCAUUUAGCUGCUCUGAGUGCGGGAAAAGAUUUGGUCACAGCGGCAAUAUGAAGAAACACAUGAAAUCACAUACAGGAGAGAAACCAUUUAGUUGCUCUGAGUGUGGGAAAAGAUUUGGUCGCAAUGGAGAUCUGAACAGACACAUGAGAUUGCAUACAGGAGAGAAAUCAUUUGACUGUUCUGAGUGUGGGAAAAGAUUUGGAAAGAGUGGCGAUAUGAAGAAACACAUGAGAUCUCAUACAGGUGAAAAACCAUUUAGUUGCUCUGUGUGUGGGAAAAGAUUUGGUCGCAGUGGACAUCUGAAAAGACACAUGAAAUUGCAUACAGGGGAGAAACCAUUUAGUUCCUCUGAGUGUGGGAAAUGAUUUAGUCAAAGUGGAGUUCUGAGGGUACACAUCAGAUCUCAUACAGGAGGGAAACCAUUUAGUUGCUCUGAGCAGGAAGAGAUUUGGUUGCAGUAGAAAUUUAAAAAGACAGAGAUCGCAUACAGGAAAGAAACCAUUUCAUUGUUCUGUUUGUGGGAAAAGAUUUAGGCACAGUGAAGAUCGGAAUAGACACAUUAGAAAACUCUUUUAUUUGGAAAAAGACUUUAAAACAAAAAAAACAUGAGAACUCGUACAGGACAAACACUUUACAGCUUCAGUGUUUGUAUGAAAUCUUUUACACCAACUGGACAGUUACACAAAUACAUU